Messenger RNA from Cladocopium goreaui, 1158 nucleotides. NCBI's taxonomy places the organism in Eukaryota, Dinophyceae, Suessiales, Symbiodiniaceae. The record is from the annotation of a GenBank genome assembly.
AUGUCGGGGACAAAGCUACUUUUGAGCUUUAUCAGUAGCCAGCUGAUUCUGGACCACUGGUUCUGCGACACCCUGGUGAUGGCAGUCUUCUGUGCUGAGCUGGGGAAAGCCAAAGUGGUGGAAGCAGUUACGCACAGCAACCUUCGACACAAGUUGGUGACGAUGGCGCCUAAGAGAGAUCGGCCGGAGGAGUCGGACUACUCCUAUGUGGAGGAUGAAGAUGAAGAGGCGGAGGAAGCCGACCCGCCUGAGACGACUCCUUCGGCAAGGGACAGAACCCCGGCACGAGAGGAGACGACGCUGCCUCCAAGGGAGAGAACUGGCUCGGCUCCUGAAGGUAGUGCUGGAGCCCCAAAGGCGAAGUCUGUACCGGCACCUGCCCCGAAGCUGGAGCCAAGGACUUCGCGGCCGGUCAGUCCGGGCUCUAGUAGCGACCGCGGGCCACGAGCCCGCCGCUCAGAUCGUAGCCCACGGGGCCGCGACAAGGAGAGGCGUGGCAGGUCUCACUCCCGUGACCGGCGCCGGCGUGCAGAGGGAUCCAGGUCUCACAGGGAAGAACGGCGUAUGCGGCCUGCAGAACCGUUUCCCCCGAUGCCGGAGAUGCCGCCCCCUCCACCUCCGCGGUCGAAGGGGAAGGGCAAAACGAGAAAGCAAGUUUUCCCGCAUUGCUGGCACAAAGUGGGAAACGCAGGAGGCAUCUCUGGCCUCAGCCAACACAUGUGGUGGAAUGAACUAUGCCUAGCAUGGCAACUGUAUGGCCAGCACGGUGAGAAGUGCGCCUCGUGGGAGGAAGCCUUGGAUCGCGCCAGAGACUUGAAAGAAGCACGGCGACGUGACGCUGAGGAGGAAUUUGGCCCAGAGAACAUCGUGGCGGCGCGAUCCAAGUCUCAUCGUCGGGCGGAGGAGGCGAAGCGACAUGAGGAGCCAGAGGCUGAGGCCGCUCCAAGCGAGCGGAAAGAGGAGAAAGGGCGGCGCAAAGAAAUGAAGAGACGUCGCCAUCACAGCCCAUCGCCUGAUGUCCGAGCAGGGCCUAAGGGGCCGCGACGACCUCCGUCAAGUGACGAUGAGGAGGACAGAGGCGCAGGGGCGGCCAAGCGCCGCAGGGCUGCAGAUGAGGUGUGGAUUCGUGUGCCGCGAGCUGCGCUGAUGGGACGUUGA